UUAAAACGUAGAAGAAGAAGGGGCGGAUUAACCUGAAGCUGAAUGGCUCCAUCUCUCUGUAAGUUCCUGUUCAGCUACAUGCCCAGCCAUGGCCCGGUGGUUCUGGUUCGUUUCACACGUUUCGUAUGAAAUUCCGACGCCAAACGAACCGACGGAAAGCGACUCAUCGCCGGUUAGUGUGCUGCCCGCUACGCGUUAGCUUAACCCGCCGAGCUCCGGUGUUUGCAUCCAGUGUAGGGGCUGAGUGGGAUGGCCGCAGCGAAGACGGCGGUACCAACAAAAAUGGUUCAGGGUCUCCCAGCAGAGGACGGCUUCGGUCCUCAGGCUGUAAAGUCAGAGAGGACAGGUGGACAUAUGAAGGACAGCGGCAUCCAGGGACAGGAAGAGGAGGCCGCACCUGGCUCAGAUCUGGUGACAACAAAUUGGGACGAUGUCGCCAUGGAAACCGAUGAGGCUAGCGAUGCAGAGCUGGGGCAGCUUGACCUGGAUCUGGACAGGAAGUCCAGGCAGCACAACUUGACGUCCAGGAACGUGCGCGCCAUCCUGCAUGAGGUGAUAACGCACGAGCAUGUGGUCGCCAUGAUGAAGGCCGCCAUCAGGGAUACUCAGGACCUGCCCAUGUUUGAGCCCAAGAUGACCCGGUCCAGACUGAAACAAGCUGUGCAGCAGGGACAGCGUCUGAAUUGGGGCCUGUCAGCCCUGAACACGGUCAAGGCUCCUCAGUUUGUUGACAUCGAUCUUGAAGAGGAGGAAGACUCCUCUGAUGAAGAGUAUUGCCCCGAUGAUGAAGAGGAGGAGGAGGACACAGCUGAGGAGAUGUUCCUGAGUGAUGCUGACAGCCUGGCCUCGCCUCCCAGACUCCAGAAGAUCUCUGCAUCUGUGCAUCUUGACCAGAAGACUAAGGAACCUCUGCAGAGUGUUGCAGGUGAAGCUGAGGGUCAGGUGAGGGGCUCCUCCUGUGGUUUUUCUUCUGAGAGCUCAUUCCUGGAGAGACUGAAUGCUGUGGAGGAGGAGCUAAACUCCAACUAUAACCAGCCCCUGGACAGAAAGCCAGCUGCUGCUGAUGAUGAUAAUGACGGCGAUGAAGGAUGUUUAGCGUUUCGAACACGGUCUAAACUUCCUCUAGUCAACGUUCCUAUAGAUCAGUUGGAGGCGGAGCUUCUGGCCCCUGACAUCACGGCUGACAUGUAUGAUCAGAGCUGUGCCCAGCUGGAGGAGGACCGUCAUUGGACGAAUUGGCUGCAGGGUCUCAUGGCACCUGGUCCUGAAGAUGAAGCUGAGGAUGACGACGACCCUGAGUAUAAUUUUCUGGAGGACCUUGACGAACCAGACCUGGAAGACUACAGAACAGACCGAGCCGUCCAGAUCACCAAGAAGGAGGUGAACGAGCUGCUGGAGGAACUCUUUGAAACCCUUCAGGAAGAAGAGUUUCCAGCGGAGGAGGAGGAGCAGGAGCAGGAGUCCCCAUCAGCUGCCGCCCCUAAGUUUAAUAUCCCGCAGGCGUUACGUUUCGAGGCUCCGUUAGCCGGGCUGCUAACGGAGCGAAGGCAGACGGUCCGGAAACAGUACGAAGCUUUGCAGCAGAGGAGAGCCCUGCAGGACACCACCAACCACCUCUGUAACACCAGCAAAGAUUCGUCCUGUACCCCCCCUCAGCCCGCGGUCUCAAUUUUAGUUGUGGCAGGCCAGACGGGCCCCUCCCUCCACCUGGACCACGCCCAGAAGCUUCAGCUGCAACAGCAGGUGCAACAGCAUGUGCAGCUGCUGACCCAGAUCAACCUGCUGAGCCGCCAAAGCCACGCCCUAAACCACGAGACUCACCUGACCAGGCGCUACCUGGUGGAGCUGCAACAGUUUGCUAGUCGCCGCCUGGAGCUCGGUCUCCCCAGCAGCUUUAGAGCGUGUAACCUGCAGGGGGCGCUAGAUCUCCUGAAGGAGGUGGAGCAGAGAGAGAGACCUCCACCCGCUCGCCUCGGUUCCACAGCGUCCAAAAGGCUGCUGCCUAAAAUGACUCCGACUACCAGCAGUCUUGCUUUCCCGCUACUGCCUGCUGACACCGCCUGGCUGUUCGCCACACGGCCGGUGUUCCUGUACCCAGAGCUACUUCCUGUAUGCAGCUUGGACCCCGCCUUACACAGCAAGCAUCAGCGAAGACUUUUCACAGCAGGAGAGGACGGGCUGAUUGCUCUGGGUCUGAAGCACUUUGACGGGGCGAUUCAGUCCGACCAGCUGAUCAGCUCCUACCUGGUCUGUAAAAGUCGCCAGCGCAUCAGGAAACGUAUCCGAGAGAUGAGCGGCCCAAGAGCGCCGCAGGACGGCGCCAUUAAGAUGUUUACGACCCAGGGAGUUGUUCCUCCGCUCCCUGUCGCCUGCAGCAGGGUCGACCCAGAAGACCAGCGCCCCCCAGUGGACAGAGAUACUUCCGCCAUGCCAAAGUGGCUGAAGAACAGUCAGCCAAUCAUCCACAAGACCCGUCUGGGCGGCAACCGUUACCCCCCCUCCCUCCCCCCGGGCUGCACCCUCCGGCUCCACCCCUCGUAUUUAUGCAAGUCCCAGGCGCCUCGCCGUGUCCACAGACGCCUUUUCACUCUGGCCCAUAACGUGGCCCUGCUUCCCCUCGCCAAAGCCCCGACGGACCAGCCUCCGGAGCAGCAGCCAAUCAGCUGUCUCCCUCCUCCUCCUGCUGAUUUGCCGUCAGAUUCCUCGUCUGUCUGCAAGGCCGUUCUUCAUCCAAGCCCCUCCCACCCUGCGCCUCAUGACGGCCUCACGUUCGGCCUUCCCGUUGGACAGACGUCCGCUCCGUUGGGCCCCCCUCUCAGCACUACAACCCCCAUAAUGCCUUGCUCAGCAGCAUCACAAAAAUCCGGCUACUUUCUUCUCCAGAUGGUUUGGACACCUCCAGGUUCCUGUUCUGCCGCGUUCCCCCAUAAUGCCGUGGGGCAGGAGCUCAUCAGACCAGUCACACAGGAACAACCAAAUAUUCAGAGCCCCCCACCUGAAGACGACAUGAUGGUGGGGGACAGCUCUCCUUCAACACUUAGUCCAUUCUCAUCCAGCGCUGGAGACAAAGAGGAGGAGGAGGAGGACUGGUCUGUGAUGGGAGUCGAUCUAAAAGGAGGCGGCGAAGCAAACGCAGAGGGAAGCGAGGUGGGAAGAACACAGGGUGGCGGUGACCAGGAAAAGGAGGACACAGACGGGGAGGAGGAGGAGCAGGGGGGCGAUGAGGACGAAGGAGGAAGAGAGGAUGGGCGAGGAGAGGGAGACGAGGACGGAGACAAGGACCGGCGGGGGGACGAGGAGGAGGAUGAAGAGGACGACGACGAGGAAGAGGAGGAGGAAGACUUUGAUGACCUCACACAAGAUGAAGACGAAGAGGAAGUGAUGUCGUCGGCGUCAGAGGAGUCGGUGCUGUCUGUUCCAGAGCUGCAGGAGACGAUGAAGCAGCUGACGUGGCUAGCAGCGGAGCGGCGCCUCUGCGACGCCGACUCCGAGGACGACCAGUCCCCGACCUCACAGGAGGACGAAGACGAGGAAGACGACGAGGCUAAGGGGGAGGAGCCAGACGAGGGGCGGGGCUUUAAGACAGAUGGAGACAAGGAGAGACCGUCUGGAGAGAAGACGCCUAGAGGACGAAGGUGUUCAGGACGAGGACGAGGUCGCACCCGUCCCCUCCGUGGUUUGGCGAGGACGCGUCAGGACCGUCUCAGUAAGGACGCCUCCAGGCUGUCUCUGCUGUACGACGAGAACCUCCUGGAGAACGACCCACUGAGGGAGAGCAAGGACGCGGCGUUUGCUCAGAGCUACCUGACCCGGGUGCGUGAGGCCCUCCAAGGUGCGCCGGAGCAGGUGCAGGAGUUUGUUUCUCUGCUCAACAAGUUUGAGCAGGUGGGGGAGGGACAGGAAGUGACGCAGCUGUUCAGGAAGCUGCGCUGCAUCCUGGGAGAUCAAACCGACCUGCUGCGGGACUUCGCUGCUUUCCUGCUUCCUGAGCAGGCGCUGCUGUGUGGACUGUUUGAGGAGCAGCAGGCGUUCGAGCGCAGCCGGCGGUUUCUAAGGCAGUUGGAGAUCAGUUUCGGAGAUAAUCCGUCACACUACCAGAAGAUCAUCAAAGCUCUGCAGACCGGGCCGGACCUGAGUCCAUCCAACAUCCAGGAGCUUAAAGCCCAGAUGGCAACGCUACUUAAAGGCCACACCCACCUCCAAGCUGAAUUCUGGGUAUUUUUUGACGAUCUCCGCCCGCCGCCGACUCGGCCCGAGCAGUUCGAAGAGGCUCAUCUGCCAGAGGAAGGAGAAGGUGGAGAAGGAGGCGGCCAGGUGCCGGGAGGAGGAGCCGACGGAGGCUUUGAGGAAGUGACGCUGCCGGACCUGGAGGAGGAAGAGGACGGACACAAGAUUCGACCAAUAGCGAGCCGGCGCCAGAGGAGGAAACUGGAGUCCCACCGAAGCUAUAAGGGCUCUGAUUGGUCCGACAAAGGCUGGUUCUGUCUCUGCCGUGAUGCGAAGAUCAGUCGACAUCGAAGGAAAAGAUGCUCUCGCUGCCAUGGCAACAAGGCCUCAGCAGGUUUACCCAGAGCGUUGAAGAGCUUAGACCCUCUUUACUCUCAGAGUCGCUCCAGUAGCGACCAGACGGCCGACAAACACCUGGACCUGAAGGCCGACGACUGCAGUCCACUCCCAGAUCAGACUGGUGCAUCGUGGGAAAGCUUCCCUCUGGCUGAUGAAAAGGAGGAGGAAGAGGAGCAGCUAAACGAUGAAGAACCGGAGGGCCCCACAGUGAAGAGGAGAAGAGAGGAGGAGUUAUGCCCAGAAACGGUCUGCGCCACCGUCACCACCUCAGACACCUCCUCCACCUUGGUCGCCUCUGCCUCCUCCUUCCCUUGUGAGGAUGCUCCACCCAUCACCGACUCCUCUGCUCCUUCUCGGCCCAGCCCACCUCACGAGCUUCCUGUCUGCGCCAAGAACAUUUCUCUGACUGCGAGUGGAGAGAAGGUGAUCCUGUGGACCAGGUGAGUCUCCACCUUUACCCACGUCUUGUUUGUUU
This is a messenger RNA of Cyprinodon variegatus (sheepshead minnow), 5041 nucleotides long. RefSeq names its product GON-4-like protein. Lineage: Eukaryota; Metazoa; Chordata; Actinopteri; Cyprinodontiformes; Cyprinodontidae. The record is from RefSeq and is a predicted model, not a curated record. Gene Ontology annotation, molecular function: transcription coregulator activity. The transcript has 28 exons. The coding region runs from base 250 to 5010 and encodes 1586 amino acids. Gene Ontology annotation, biological process: regulation of DNA-templated transcription. Gene Ontology annotation, cellular component: nucleus.